AUAUGAAUUAUGAAAAGAGAAAUUUGAUAAAAAUGAAAAGUAACGUUUGCCAUUACUGUAUUUCAACUGCAGAUCAAGUUUCACGUAGGUAUAAAUACGUAAACAAGAGAACGAUAUUCAAUCAAAUCGAUUAUACAUUUAUGUGUAUCCCGUCCUAAUAAGGUGACAUCGAAAUGAGAGUUUCGUUCAAGGUAGUAGCCCACUUUCGUUUUCAAAUAUUACGAUAUGUUCAAUCGAAUGAUCUAUAUCUAUCUAUUUAUCUAUGUAUACAUACAUACAUACAUACAUACAUGCAUACAUACAUACAAACAUACAUAUAUACAUACAUACACACACACAUUUAUACUAUGUCGAUAUAUAAUUGUCAUCUAAAUCUACAACAAUCUUCGAUGAUGAUCAUCAUUGAUUCAACGAUUCAACGAUUUAUAUAAAAAAUGUAAAAGAAAAUAUCUUUGCAUGUUAGAUUCGGAUGGAACGUCAACCUGGUUGACGUCCUUCUACGUUUUAUCAGCGCUCUUUAUAUUAUUAUAGUCAGACAUGAAGUUGGGACCUUAUAGUACACGACUAUCGGUGAGUACUUUCGCCGAGUUGGUUACGUAGUGGGGGAGUUGGGACUUGAACCCUGAGACCCCAUGAGCCAUAUAUACUACGGGAGCAUGCAGCUCUCUUGCUACUUGCUGUCAGCUUCUCGACGAUCCCCGUUCUUAACAGGCAACGUUCUUCCACACGUAAAUCGAGAAGGGCAAUUGUGGCGUUGAACGAUAAAGAUGAAGAUCCUGAUCGUAUCAUUAUUGAUAUGCAUCGUGGCAUCAGAACCAGGCUUGUUGAGGGUACCAAAAGUAUACAACGCUGUUAUCACAAGUAAUCAAAAUCUUUCACCGUCGAGAGCUUAUCCAGUGAUACAACCAGUGAUACAUCGUACUGCGAUUGGUUACGUGCCACCAUUUUAUUAUGCUCACGUAGCACCUCAUCUUGCUGGACCAGAGGUGGUACAUCUUCCGCGUACCGAAUCACCGAAUAUUGGAAAUACCGAGAAAGCGGAAGAUGAUGCUUCGAAGGAAUCAGUUACGGAAAAAGACGAAGUUUUGGAUGGAUCUAACGAGAAGAAUAUUGGAGAAGAUUCGAAGAAGAAAAAAGGGAAAGGAAAGAAUGGAGAGGACGAUGUGCCACUUAGCUUUUAUCCGAAUUAUCAAUCGCUCUAUUACGAUCCUUAUUUUUACACUUACAAUGCGUUUAAUCCUCAUCUGAUACCAGGAACAUAUUAUGUCGAUUAUCAACCAUUCGCACCGAUUCCUCCUGUUAUUCCAAAACCAGCAUCGACUGAACGUCUUCAAUCAAGUCAUAGCCGUGAUGAGAAUAAGGAUGGCAUUAGAAGGAAAGAGGGAAAUGAGAGAGAGAAGAUACCAGAUGUACCACCACCACCAGUGCCAACGUCAUCUCCGAAUAACUCGCGUUGAGUUGUUUUAUCGGAUAGAUGAUCGUGUUCUCAAAGUUCCAGUUUAUUAAUUUGUAAAAAAAGAAAAAGAAAAAAAAGAAAAAUGAAGACAAUUUUGAGAACCACCGUGAUUUGAGGAUACAUCAUUCUCGAAGAUCCCUCUUGAGAAACUUUCGAGGCUGACAGAGACUGUACAAAAUACAAUUUGUUCGUAGUUGAA
Vespula vulgaris is the source of this 1655-nucleotide messenger RNA. RefSeq lists its product as uncharacterized. The coding region runs from base 768 to 1457 and encodes 229 amino acids. NCBI's taxonomy places the organism in Eukaryota, Metazoa, Arthropoda, Insecta, Hymenoptera, Vespidae. The record is from RefSeq and is a predicted model, not a curated record. The transcript has 2 exons.